Guillardia theta CCMP2712 is the source of this 360-nucleotide messenger RNA. RefSeq lists its product as hypothetical. Lineage: Eukaryota; Cryptophyceae; Pyrenomonadales; Geminigeraceae. The record is from RefSeq and is a predicted model, not a curated record. Bases 1 to 360 code for a protein of 119 amino acids. The transcript has a single exon.
AUGCGAGUCGAACUAAAGCGGCAAAGGAAGAAGAUCAGAUUCAGCAACAAUGCCAAGGAGAAAGCCGAGUUCCGGGUUCAGGAGGGGGCAAAGAGAGCCAAGCUCAAGAUCGAGCGAAGCAGGCUGGAACUCAAGCGGCUACAGGCGAGGAUCGCCGCCAGCAGCAAUGCCAUGAUGAGCAGGAGAAAGCCGAGCUCCAGGCUUUUGCAAGGCGAAGGGACGAUACUUUACAAAGCCUUAGACAACUCAAUGCUCGGCAUGAAGAUGGCUCUCUGCAUUUUCCCAGAAAUAAACGACUGUUCGUUUCCCGAAAAGUUCAAGAAUUCUUGGUGGCCCGGAAACGAGCUUGUGAUACGGUAG